Psylliodes chrysocephalus is the source of this 3055-nucleotide messenger RNA. The record is from the annotation of a GenBank genome assembly. Lineage: Eukaryota; Metazoa; Arthropoda; Insecta; Coleoptera; Chrysomelidae.
CCAUUCAACAAGUAUCAGUUUGUCGAGCCAAGCCGGUAGAGGCGGUACCCAACUAUUAGCGAACCUCCGUAAAAGGUCAAACAGUUCAUCAAAUGUGUAUUAAACGUUGCCGACCAACAGUGCUGCCUCUCGUGAGCAAUUUAGUAAAGAGAACGUCACAAAAGUAGGGGGGUAUUACCAUUACCUGUGUGUGUAAAGUGGUACAGGUAAAUUUCUUACCCAUUAUUUGGUUAACAAACCAAAGUGAUUUGAGUGUACCUUGCUAGUUAUAUUUCGUAUAAAUUUGGUGAAUUAGAUACCUACAUGAAAUAUUUCAUAUUGCUGUUAGUCGCCCAGGCGGCGGUAUGUUUAAUACCGGUGCAACCCACGAGUUCAAAUUUUGCAUUGAUAAUUGCACUUGUAAAUUCGGCAAGCUACCAAGCCUAUUACAAAUAAUUAACUGUGCUAAGCCCUUAGUACUAAAUGCCAAAACAUUCCAAUCUCUCAACAAGGCAGUGAUCAACGUCGUAAGCUUAGAAAAUUUGAUUAUUAACAAAAUUCAAGAAAAUGCAUUUAGUGAGUUCUCAAAUUUAGAUGACGUCAUUGUUCUUAACACAAAAAUAGGAUCCAUAGAUGCUAAAGCCUUUACCAACGUCACCAGGCUCAGAUUUCAAGAAUGCGGCUUCGAAGACAGCCCUGAUCUCUUUUCAGAAAAAUUGGAAGAGGUCCACUUUGGUAGCUGUAAUCUAGAAGAAAUUCCUAACCUCGAUGGAUUACUGAACCUCGCAUUUCUAAAUCUAACAGGCAAUUAUAUCAAAAAUAUUGAAGUAGAAGCUUUUGCUGAACUUUUCGAAUUAGAAGAACUGUAUCUCUCGAACAACGAAAUAUUUAAACUUCCAGCUACUAGUUUUAUCAACAAUCAGGAUCUUAUUACCCUAAAUUUGGAUAAUAAUCCACUUAAAUACUUCGCUCUUAAUACUUCUGACAGUUUAGAGACGUUGUCUUUAAAGAAUUGUAAGCUCGACAGUUUCGAUGAAGAAUCCACUCGUAAAUUAACUUCUUUAAACGAAUUGAUACUGAGUUAUAACAAUAUCAAGAAUAUUACUACCAAAUCUCUGAGCUACAUGAGCGAGUUAUCGGUUGUUGAUCUUUCUUACAACAAACUAACUAAAUUAGACGAUAAUAUCUUUUCUGCUAACAGUAAACUGAUCAAGAUCACUCUUGAUGGUAACAAUUUCCAAACUUUACCAGAUUUUUAUCUAAACAAUGACGAGUCCUUCUCCCUUUACACCUUCUCUUGCAAAUACUGUAAUUUGAAAGAAUUAUCUGCAUCAGUUUUUGAAAACAUGGAAGGCAUGAUUAACUUAGAACUUUCUCACAACAAAUUUAAGAAUGUUGACAAUCUUUUUGAAAAAAUAUCUAGUUUGAAGCUAUUAGACAUCUCCCACAACAUUAUCGAAUACUUAUCUCCACAGACAUUUGUGAAUAAUCGUAAUUUGGAAACGUUAAACAUCGCUGGUAACCCUCUGGUAUCUUUGAAUCCUGAAGUGUUCGCGAAUAAUCAUAUUCUGCGUGAAAUUGAUGCUAGGAAUGCUUCACUAAUUAUGUUAUGGUCUAAUUACAAUAAAGAAGUCCAGUCCCUACGCAAGAUUCUUCUUAGUGGUAACCAACUACAUACAUUAACUGAAGAUGACAUUAAAGUUAUGCCCAAAUUAGAAGCAAUAGACUUAAACUUAAAUCCGUUUUCCUUCAAUACGUCUUUAUGCUUAGUCUUACAACAUUUGGAAGAAAAUAAUGUACUCCCUAUUGAAUACACUAAGAAUAUUAACAAUGGUUUUGACAAAACCUUUGGUGAAGACAUCGACGGAUUCAGCACAAUGAAAUGGAGAGAUUUCCAUCAUGGCGUUUGUCCAGAUUACUAUACUCCGGCUCCUACUAAAGAAGUGCCAUACGAAAAUACUAAAUUUGUUCCCGUACCUGUAAAUAAAAUCGAAACUUUAGACGAAAAUGAGGAUAAUGACGACGAUGAUGAUUCUUCCGAUUACGAUGAUGAUCAAUAUACUUACGACGAUACUGAAGACGAAACUUCUACUAGGAUGCUCAAAGAUGACAGCUCUCUUGCUAGAGCUACCUAUAUUCUAUCAGUUACUUCAGUUUUCGUUUUAAGUGCUUUAGUAGUACUAACAAUUGCUGUAACGAUAACCUUGUGCGUUCUCCGUAGGAAUAAUAGAUUUGAGAUGCAGAGAGCAAACCUACCUCGUCUGAAGAUUCCGCUUUGGAAUACAAUGUCGGGACAAAAGAAACAUAGUGGAUCUGUGUACAGGCCUUUAUCUGAAGAUCUUUCUGGUCCGAAGACGCCAAAAUUAAGUCGCUACGAGUUCACAACUGCCCCAGUAGUCCAUACAGCUUAAGUAGUUAUUCAAUAAAUUUAUUUAACGACGUAAAUUUCUAGAGCGCACUGGAUACUUAUUGUUUAAUAUGUAAAUAAUCCUUGACUACCCCAUUAUUGAUUUCUUAUGGGAUAAGAAUAAGCAAUAGUGUUGUGUAGUCCUACGAAUAAUACAGGUUGAUUUUGCAUUUUUCUUACAUUAAAUACUAUCUAGAUAAGCAAUAAAGACACACAAUUUGUGAGAUUGAUAAAAAAAAAAUAACCUCUAGAGUACAUGCAUAUGACGUAUCUUAAAACUCUUUUUUUAAUAUUAAUCAACAUUUGGAAGAGCUGUACUUAAACAUUAAGUUAACCAUUUUAAAGAGUUUUUGGAUAUUGAAUAUGUUGACGUAAAUAUUAAAAAUAUUUUAACUAAUUUUAACUUAGACCUAUGGUUACUUCCGAUACAUUUUUACACUGGUAAAUUAGCACAUUAGUAAAUUGUUUAUAUAUUUAAUGUUAUUGCGCUUAUAGAUUAGAAUAAUUGUUAGUUUUAACAGAUCACUAAGUUACUUAAUCCAUUGCCAUAUAUAACUUCUACAGCUCUUCGUAAUAUAUUCUGAAAUUCAAUGAACUGUUUUACUGUAUAACAAAAAAAUUGUUAUCAAUAAAUUUUUAUCGAAGUAUUAAGUUUUUAUAGUUACAAAC